Mycena citricolor is the source of this 2125-nucleotide messenger RNA. The record is from the annotation of a GenBank genome assembly. NCBI's taxonomy places the organism in Eukaryota, Fungi, Basidiomycota, Agaricomycetes, Agaricales, Mycenaceae.
ACCCACCUCUCAAACACAUCUCCCUCUUGCACUGUGAUUGUUGCUUCCCGUAAGCAUGCACUUGCCGCCCUUUGACUCAGAGUCAGACUCAGCCCUCGAUUGCAACUCAAUCAUAUCCUGGUCCAAGCUGUCCGCUCAAAGAUUGAAAUGAUAUUGUACCCGCAACCACUAGCGCUCUUGGAGACUGUCGUUGCCGUGAAACGGAGUCAGAGACAAUGGCUCGGGAAGCGUGUCCGUGCAAUAUGGAGCGAGCUGUCGCCUUAACCGCGAUGCUUAUGUUCGCUGCAACCCUUAUUGGCCCACGUAAAUCCGGCUACGCGAUUUAUUUUUUGUCCGCUGCUCGGACAACAGAAAACUUUCCAUGGCAUUGCCGAGAUCGUAUGUACAUGCCCGCGUGUCCGAAUUACGCCCGGACAGAAGUUGUCGACUUGGCGGAAAGUGCCCUUACGCAAGCCAUCUUCAGAACCCUAAUUUGGCCGGGUGUAGAUGCCGAUUGAAUCGAUCACUUUGGAGGCGCGUGCGGUUUAUAAACCGGAGUGCUACUUUCUGUCUACGGCGCAUCUCUACUUCUUUCUCCGCCUCUUCAUCACUAUCCACUUUCUGCCUUCUCGCCCAUUUCUAUCUCAAUGGCUUCUUCCUCUCACAAGGCUCCCGCCACAAAAUUCGUUCUUCCCGACCUCGUUUCGCACUGCGACUUCCCGCUUCGCGUCAGCCGCCAUCGCAAGCAAGUGACCGGCGAGACAAAGCAGUGGCUUUUCAAAGGCGACAACCUCACCAACCCCAAAAUCCGCGAGCGCUUCCAUGGACUCAAGUGCGGAACCCUUACAGCGAUGUGCUAUCCGGACGCUGGCUGCCCGCAAUUGCGCGUGUGCAAUGACUUUCUCACCUACCUCUUCCACCUCGACAACCUUUCGGAUGAUAUGGACACCCAUGGAACGCAGACGACAGCCGACACUGUGCUGAAUGCUCUCUAUCACCCUCACACCGACCGGUCCCAAGCGCGUGUUGCGAAGAUGACGAGAGACUAUUACAAGCGGAUGGUCGCCACCGCGUCUCCCGGCACACAGCGUCGGUUCAUCGAGACGUUCGACUUUUUCUUCCAGAGCGUGACACAGCAAGCCAUGGAUCGUGAUGCAGGUGUUAUCCCUGAUCUCGAGUCAUACAUUGCCCUGAGAAGAGACACAUCUGGUUGCAAACCAUCUUUUGCCCUGAUCGAAUAUGCCAACAACUUGGACAUUCCGGACGAAGUGAUGGAGCAUCCGCUGCUCAUGAGUCUGACAGAAGCUGCCAACGACCUGGUGACCUGGUCGAAUGACAUCUUCUCCUACAACGUGGAACAGUCCAAGGGCGACACGCACAACAUGAUUCCUGUCGUCAUGAGCGAGCAGGGUCUUGAUCUGCAAGCGGCCAUCGACUUCGUGGGCGACAUGUGCAAAGGAUCGAUUGACCGUUUCAACGAGGAUCGUGCGCAGCUGCCAUCCUGGGGCGAGAAGGUUGACAGGGAUGUGGCGGUGUACGUUGAUGGGCUUGCUGACUGGAUUGUUGGGUGCGUCCUUGUGUGCUAUCCGGUCACGGCCGUGGCUAACUUUGCAUGGGCAGUUCUCUGCACUGGUCGUUCACCACCACGCGUUACUUUGGGAAGACUGGCUCGGCAAUCAAAGCCAGUCGUGUUGUGGACUUGCUUCCCUCCCGGGUAUGAUCUAAUCCAGGUGCGUCUGCGGCCAUUUAGGAUGCCGGCCUCGUUGCUUAUUUCAUUUCCUUGUUCUUGCCCAGCUCCGCGUCGGCAACUUCCCUCUCAAUAUCGAUUAUCGCGGGGACAGUUUUGGCUCGAUUGAGCUGCCGUCGCCCGCUGUAGCACCACAUUCCCGUCUUCUCCGCAUGGACAAGCACGCCCAAAAACCGCCUACAACUUAUCUUACUUAACUGUAUCUCAUCCCGAACUUUUCCGCAUUCCAGACGUGUAUUGUCUACAAACCCUUACUUUCCUUGUUUGCUUACCUAGUACUACCACCACCCCUCUUUAGUCAUCCCUCACCUAGAUUAUCUCUUAUUCACUCCUUAUAGCGUAGAUUCGCAUAAAGUUGUCUACCUAUCUUACAAUGGAAUUAUGUAUUCAGCAUUUCCG